CAACAAGGAAUUCACUUUACCGUUGCAGCAUGCUUUCCCACGGAGUGCUGGGCUCGCUGCUCCUCGCCAGCUUUGCGAUUGGACUAUCUUCUGCUGUGACGAAUGAAUUUCGUACCUACUUCAAUGGAAUUGGAAAUGCCCAUGCAUUGACAAACGAGCAGCAAAUGAAUAUUAAGAACCUAAGGACAGGGACAAAUGGACACGUGCAUCUCCACCAAGACUGCAAGGCAAUAAACCGUUUUGCAAAGAAGGAAAAUGGCAUCUAUGUCAUCAAACCCAAAGCCAGUCCACCAGUGUUGGUAUACUGCGACAUGAAAACUGAAGGUGGCGGCUGGAUCCUCCUGCAAAGGGUCAAGAAAGGCAGCAGCGAAUUUUCCUCCAAAAAGUGGGUCGACUACAAAACUACCUUUGGCAAUAUAGAAGACAACUACUGGCUUGGAAACGAACACAUGCACGCCAUCACGAAGCAUCAGCGAUUUGAAGUGAAAUUUAUCAUUCAGAACGGUACAGAAUUUGUGCAUGUUGAUUACUCCAGCUUUAAUAUUGACGGGAAGGAAAAUAACUAUGCACUAAGACUAGGUUAUCCCCUCAACUAUUCUGAAUAUCAUGAAGCGUUGACUGAAGAGGAUAACAUGAUGUUUUCCACUGAAGAUAAUGACAAUGACAGAGAUGCCAACAACAAUUGUGCAAAGAUGCAAGGGGCUGGGUGGUGGUUUAAUAAAUGUUCAUCUGCUAUGUUCUUUGGGCAACGCAUUAAAUGGCCCAAAAUUUGUGACGAUUGUGAUUCUGCUGCCAUUCUCAUUAAACCCACUACCGAAAAUUGCGUUAGUAAACAUAAUUAAGUUGCUUAACAAAUAAUGUUGUUGAAUGGAGAACUGAGAAACGUUUGAUUUGCUCUUGUCGGUAAUAACCAUGUACGCUGUAGUAUAGAAAUAAAAUCUUCAAAGCGAUAAAAAACCUUGUUUCUGUUUGA
Molecule: messenger RNA, 973 nt
Organism: Leucoraja erinaceus (little skate)
Lineage: Eukaryota; Metazoa; Chordata; Chondrichthyes; Rajiformes; Rajidae
Product: fibrinogen-like protein 1-like protein
Exons: 3
Coding region: 30-842 (270 amino acids)
Source: RefSeq, a predicted model, not a curated record